CACCCAGGAAACAUUAAAAUAAUGAAGCACUUCUCAGAGUCAACGUUUGUCAUUGUGUGGGCGAGCCUGAGUAACUUUCCACAGCAUCAGCUCCUCAGCUGCAGGCAAUUAUUCUGGCAGCGCACACAAUGAGUCCUCAGUUAGUUCACAGCCUCAUGUUCCUGUGUAUUUAUCAGUGUGCAUUACUUAGUCUGGACUCCGUACCUGGACUCGUCAUUCCAAACCCUGCCAUAGCCUUGCUUCUGGAUUCAGCUGCUGCUUAAUCUUUUUCAAACAAACUGCCAUUCUCACCUGCCUGCCUCCCUGCACACCUAUAUUGGACUCAGCACUCGCCUGGACCUCGCCUCGCCUCCACCUCCAGCUAAUCCCCGCCUGCAAACACUGCCCUGGUCUGCCAGUUUCCACCAGCCCCACUCCAGUCUCAGCAGUUUUUGUUUUCGCAAAUCACUUGGAGCUUCCGGUCUUUGGUUCUGCGCCUGAGUCCAUUCCACGCCACGGACCUCUGAGUCCUGACAACGGUCUAAACAUCUGGAAAGUCCUGGAGGAAGAGAAUGGCUGGACUCAUCUGGAUUCUGCUUUCUGCGUGCCUGCUGGGUUGUACCUCUCAAGUUUCUCUUUCAGGCCAGAAAAACGUCACAGCUGAGUCUGGAAGGAACGUCACUUUGACAUGUCGAGCUCGAAAAAACAUCCAGACUGUGGAGUGGAGAAGAGCUGACCUGGGAGAUGAAUAUGUUUUUUUGUAUCGGGAUGGGAGGAAAACUUUAGUGCACCAGCAUCCAUCUUUUAAGGACCGGGUGGAUCUAAAGGACAAACAGAUGAAGGAUGGAGACGUGUCUCUGAUUCUGAACAAUGUGACGAUUAAUGACACUGGAACAUACGAGUGUCGUGUCGUUAAGAAAGGAACAAUUGGUUUGAAGCUCAUCAGCAUCAUCCACCUUCAUGUUGAUCCUCCAGGAUCUGUUGGACUAAUCGUUGGUGUGGUAGUUGCUGCUGCUGCUGCUGCCCUCGUUGUUGCUGCUGUUGCUGGAUUUGUGAUCUACAGAAACCAGAAAAAGGCAAAAGAAGUUCGUCUCAAACCUCUUGUCAUUAAACAGUCUCCUGCUGCUGUUCCCACUUCCCAGUGUUGUCAGUGAACAGACACAGCUGGAACUUCACAAUGAAACUGAUUUGUGAAAUGUCACCGACAGUUAUAGGUUUUUGUUUAACUGUUGACUUAGUGUGUGAGAGCAAAGAAAACAGAAUUUUGCUGUUUUAUCAUUUAUUAUCCAGUUAUUGCUUCAUCCAGAUCACACAAUAUAAUUCUGACUAUGAAUCACUUUGAAUAAUCUCAGCAUUAUUACAAUGUUCUGCUCUUUACACUGGAUGUCUUUGCUGCAGUGUUCAAAUAUUCAGCUUAGUUUUACAACCUGUGCCUGUGCAGAUAUUAGUUAGCAGUGACUUGCAGUUGUUCAGAAGCUCCAACUCGAACAAAAACUCAGUGCUUCUGUUUUAAUAGCUGCUCUGAAACUUGAACUUGAUACACUUGAAGCUUUGCUGUCACGCAGCCUGAUGGAGACAAUGUGGAAAUCGCUUCAGCUUGUUAACAGAUUAAAGUGAAAUUAAUUAACUUGACUGACUCAACCAUCACUCUUGGUUUGUGUUCAGCAGCAGAAAUGUGAAUUUCAGAGAUCAGAAGAUUAGAAUCAACAAUAGGAACUUUUACAUUACAUUAUUAAAA
Pundamilia nyererei is the source of this 1717-nucleotide messenger RNA. RefSeq names its product selection and upkeep of intraepithelial T-cells protein 1-like. The transcript has 4 exons. The record is from RefSeq and is a predicted model, not a curated record. Lineage: Eukaryota; Metazoa; Chordata; Actinopteri; Cichliformes; Cichlidae. Gene Ontology annotation, biological process: cellular response to lipopolysaccharide; cell surface receptor signaling pathway; immune response. The coding region runs from base 552 to 1133 and encodes 193 amino acids. Gene Ontology annotation, cellular component: external side of plasma membrane.